AUUUCUUGAUGGUUAUUAUGAUAGAGGGAUGACGACGGAGAAGGGAGGGAAGCCGUGUUCAUUCAUCUAUAAAAUUAUCACGCCGGGAAAAAGACUUCAUUGCAGUUUCUUGCUACGAUGGCGUUGACGACGGAAGAAGGGAGGGGGGUCGUGGCGUCUGACGCGUCAGUGGGGCUCACAGCUGCUUGUUGUCAUGGAGGAGCAAAGAUGGCGGGUCUUGCCUAUAGCCUGGGCAAGCGAGAAAUAAACCAACAUUUUACCAUUAAAAACGCCAAGCUGAUAUCGCUGGUGCUUGUUACUUUACUCGUCAUAUUCCACGCGGCUUCGCGGUAUUUUGGAGGCGGAGAUUCAUGUGAAUGGCUGCUGUCCAGCGGACGUUACUUGGGGGAGAACGUUUGGCAGCCUUACGGCUGCAUGAUGCACAAAUACAAAAGCACUGAAGCCAAAACAUGCCUUUCAGAAAAGCGAGUUGUCUUUUUAGGAGAUUCCCGAAUAAGGCAGUUAUUUUAUUCCUUCAUCCAAGUUAUUGACCCUGGCCGAAGAGAAGAGGUUAUCAAGCAUGCAGACAUUUCUUUUGAAGAAAAGAGCUUUUCUCUUUAUGUGGACUUUCUUUGGUAUCCUGAGGCAAAUAAUUCAAUGAAGGAGCGCUUGAUAUCAUGGACACACGAAGGUUCAGCAAAGCCAGAUGUUGUCAUCCUCGGUGCUGCAACGUGGUCUAUCAAGUUGCAUGGAGGCCGCCGUGAGACGUUAAAGCAGUACAAAGACAACGUGACAGCCAUCGGCACUCACCUGGAGAGUCUGGCCAAGCAUGGAGAGGUCUAUUGGGUCCUGCAAGACCCCGUCAAUGAGGAGGUGUUGCUCAACAACAGGAAGAUGAUCACCAACCAACAGUUGGAGCAGUACAAUGAAGCGGCAGUGAACGCGCUCAGCAGCAGCAAGAGCUCCAACAGGUCCCGAGUCAAGCUGCUAGCUGCGUCCCGCCAGGCGACAUUGGAGACGAUCAGCCAGUCAGAUGAUGGACUGCAUUUCCCAGAAAGCACCAGGAAUGUGGGAGUCAUGGUCCUGAUGAACGCAGUGUGCAACAAGCGCCUGAGGCCCAUCGACGGCUCCUGCUGCCAGACGUUGCCACCGCCCAACCUCCUCCAGAAACUAUCCGCGUGCUUCUUCGUGGGUUCUGCCCUCAUCCUGCUGACCCUUCACCUCCUCUGCAACAACCGCCACCACCGGCCCGUUCCGCCAGAUGUGGAGAGUCUGGAAGAGAAAAAGCCAGCUACGGCAGCUGCCCCGAUGGGUCUAAAGGCACCGUUGCAGAUCCUGUGCAGGAUGGGAGUCAUCAUGGCGUACUUUUACCUUUGUGACCGGGCCGACGUGUUCAUGAAGGAGCAGAAGUUCUACACACACUCCACGUUCUUCAUUCCGCUUAUCUAUAUAUUUGUCCUGGGGGUGUUCUACAGUGAGAACAGCAAAGAGACCAAAUUAUUAAAUCGAGAGCAAACGGAUGAGUGGAAAGGCUGGAUGCAGCUGGUCAUCCUCAUUUAUCACAUAUCAGGAGCCAGCGCCUUCAUUCCUGUGUACAUGCAUGUGCGGGUGUUGGUGGCCGCCUACCUUUUCCAGACAGGGUAUGGACACUUUUCCUUUUUUUGGCUGAAAGGAGACUUUGGACUGUAUAGAGUGUGCCAGGUUCUUUUUCGUCUGAACUUCCUGGUGUUGGUUUUGUGUGUGGUGAUGGACAGGCCGUACCAGUUCUAUUACUUUGUUCCACUAGUCACCUUCUGGUUCAUCAUCAUCUAUGGCACGCUGGCCAUGUGGCCUCAGAUCCUCCAGAAGAGGGCCAACACUAGCAGCAUGUGGCAUCUUGGUGUCCUGGCCAAGCUUCUGGGCCUCCUGGUGUUCAUCUGCAUCUUUGCAUACUCGCAGAGUGUCUUUGACAGUAUCUUCUCAGUCUGGCCCAUCUCCAAGCUGUUUGAGCUGAACGGAAGCAUCAGUGAGUGGUGGUUCAGAUGGAAGCUGGACAGAUUUGCGGUGAUACACGGCAUGUUGUUUGCCUUCAUCUACCUGGUGCUGCAGAAGCGCCAGGUGCUCUCCGAGGGCAAAGGAGAGACACUCUUCUCAGCAAGGAUCUCCAACCUGCUCCUCUUCCUCUCAGUCAUCACCUUCAUCACAUAUUCCGUGUGGGCGAGCAACUGCAAAAGCAAAAGCGAGUGCAACGAGAUGCAUCCGUACAUCUCUGUGGUGCAGAUCUUAGCCUUCAUUCUAAUUAGGAACAUUCCCGGCUACGCCCGCUCAAUCUACAGCUCCUUCUUUGCCUGGUUUGGGAAGAUCUCCCUGGAGCUGUUCAUCUGCCAGUACCACAUCUGGCUGGCGGCAGACACCAAGGGAAUCCUGAUCCUGAUCCCAGGAAAUCCUUCUCUGAACAUCAUGGUCAGCUCGUUCAUCUUUGUGUGCGUCGCUCAUGAGGUCUCCCUCAUCACCAACGACCUGGCCCAGGUGGUCAUCCCCAAGGACACCGUGGCUCUGCUCAAGAGGGUGGUGGCUGUGGGGGUCGUGGCUCUGCUGGUACAACUGACGACCAGAGACAGCUGGACCAAGUCCAAGUUUGACCACGGGGCGUGAUUUGAAACCUGCUGACUUACUCUUUAAUGGUACGAGGCGAGGGGGCGGGGCCACCGUUGAAAGGCUGUUGAUGAACUGAAAAUGUGUUGUGAGAGAACACCGACUUUUCUGACUGCUGUGAUAGUUGCACACUGAACAAUUCCAAAAAAGACGUUUACAUGAUGGAAGGUAAAUGGAGAAGAGCGAGUACAUUGCUACAUCUAUACAGAAGGCCGGUAUCCCAGGGUUCUCUGGUUGCUUGGAGCAUACCGGUAUGAUCUGGCACCAGGUCCAAACUGCUUAGAAGGACAAAAGAGACCUCUGUGACCUUCCUCGACUUGGCUAAUGCCUUUGGAUCAGUUCCCCACAACCUCCUCUGGGAAUCCUUCAACUUCUUCCACGUUCCAUCAUCCACCACUGCUGUACUGAAAGCCUACUUUGAAGACCUGCAAUUGUGCUUCACAACAGCCGACUACACAACAUCAUGGCAGCGUCUAGAAGUAGGCAUCAUGGCAGGCUGCACACCCUGUCUCUCCCCUGGCAUUCACAGUGGCCAUGGGAAUCAUGGAUGAUACGACCACAUGCACCAGGCGACUACUUGGUAAGCUGCAGGAGAACAUCAGAUGGGCCCUGAUGAAAAUCAAGCCAAAUAAGUCACGAAGCAUCUCAAUAGUUAAGGGAGACCAAGACGGACACCAUCAACUCCUUGCCCUUGAGAGCUGCCAAUUCCAUCUCUGUGCCAACAUUAGUUGGAGAGGGACAGAAACAGCCUAACCACCCAGCUUGAUAUUGGCAAGCAACUAAUCUUUCCCCCAGAAACUGCAACCACCACCUUCAGGCCAGACUUGGUGCUAGGGUCCCCUUCACCAAAGGUGGUCUACAUCAUAGAGCUCAAGGUCCCAUGGGAGAAUUCCACCGAAGAGGCCUACGAACGAAAGAAACUGCACUACACCGAUCUGGCAGCAGAUGAGCAACAACGAUGGAAGGCCAAGGUCUAUCCAGCUGAGUAGGAUGCAGAGGUUUUGUGGCUUCUUCCAUCAGGCUUAUGAAAGACCUUGGCAUUCAUGGACAGGCUCUGCGACAAACAAUAAGAUCAGAUCAGCCUCUGAAGCGGCCGAAAGAAGCAGCCGGUUGCUAUGGAUCAAGCGCAAGGACCCUUGCUGGGUGUCUAGUGUUGAAAGGCUGAAACACCCACUGAUUCAAAAGGUCCCAAAAUGUACAUCCUUCCCACGCCACUCUCAACCUCCACGCCGCAUGUGAUUACCAUCUAUUGGCACAAAGGACGGUGAAUUUAUGAACUUAUUAUUUCAGAGUAGAAGAGCUCCUGUCAUUUGAACUCCAGACUGGACUUCCCUGCAGGAAGGAUCUCCUCUCUACAAACUCCGUCCACUUCUCUGGUGGCUUCUCAACAUGCGCUGCAUUCUGCUUCCACGGUGACAGUGUAGAGUAUUUGACUUGAAACAGGAAAAUAUGCAACACACGGACAAAGAACAAAACCCCCCCUUGACAUAUUUUUGCUAAUAAUGUUGGCGUAAUCUGGUACUGUGGUCAUCUGCUGUAGCGCUGAAAUUCUGUGUGAUAUGUACAGUAUUUAAUUAUUUAAAAUGAAGCUCAUAUUUUAUACUUGGGGUUUUUUUGCUUUUAUUUUGUACUUUUGUCAAGUGAAGAAAAGUUUGUUUUUUGCCCACUUGCAGUGCUCCAGCUGUGUUUCAGUGCUCAGACUGCCUCAUAGAACAUCCUGCUCAGCCUAAGCUUCAUACUAGGACGUAGCCACACGUACCCGCACGCACUGACUGGCCCCAGAAGACUCAAAUAUUGUUUUUGUGCAACAUGUUGGCCUGUCUUCUCCUACAGGCGGGAUUUAGCACUUUGAUUUAUAAAUGUACAAAUGAGUUGAUGUGCAGCUAAUUUUCUGCACGGAAGCCAACUUUUAUUAAGGAGAUGAAAUGACUGAUGCAUUUUAUACUUGUAAUAAUACAUGAAUACACGGAUCACUUCCAGUCAUGUCAUUGGUUCACUUGUUUACCUUCUCAUUGCAGUACAGCGCUACUUUUUGUCUCUGGCCUUAAUUGUUGGUUUUGGUGGUGUAAAAGCAACAACUAUUUAUACUCUUUGAAAUAUGUUACAUGAAUAACUUUUUUUUGUGACGUCUUAAAAAAAUGUGAAAUGUAUUCAUAUUUAUAAAUGCCUUUAUUCUGCUGUUCAUAAUGUUGGUAAUAACUUCAUAAAAUGUGCACUUUUGCAUUCUA
This is a messenger RNA of Dunckerocampus dactyliophorus (ringed pipefish), 4841 nucleotides long. It is a transcript of the gene casd1, whose product is annotated as CAS1 domain containing 1. Gene Ontology annotation, molecular function: N-acetylneuraminate 9-O-acetyltransferase activity. Lineage: Eukaryota; Metazoa; Chordata; Actinopteri; Syngnathiformes; Syngnathidae. Gene Ontology annotation, cellular component: Golgi membrane. The coding region runs from base 118 to 2613 and encodes 831 amino acids. The record is from RefSeq and is a predicted model, not a curated record. The transcript has 18 exons.